Messenger RNA from Candida albicans SC5314, 1530 nucleotides. RefSeq names its product glutamate--tRNA ligase. Gene Ontology annotation, biological process: glutamyl-tRNA aminoacylation. NCBI's taxonomy places the organism in Eukaryota, Fungi, Ascomycota, Pichiomycetes, Serinales, Debaryomycetaceae. The transcript has a single exon. Gene Ontology annotation, molecular function: tRNA binding; zinc ion binding; ATP binding. The coding region runs from base 1 to 1530 and encodes 509 amino acids. The record is from RefSeq and is a predicted model, not a curated record.
AUGAAGUUAUCACUUCCCAUUAUCAGAAACUAUUCCAAAGCAGGGUCUUUAUUGAAGGACUCGCUAGCAGAACUUGCAGCUAACUCUUCACACUUAUCAAGACAACCCAAAACUCCUGCAAGAACAAGAUUUGCCCCUUCACCAACGGGGUUUUUACAUCUUGGUUCAUUACGGACUGCAUUAUAUAAUUACUUGUUAGCGAAAAGUACAGGAGGAGAAUUUAUUUUACGAAUUGAGGAUACAGAUAAAAACAGGCUAGUUCCAGGAGCAGAAGAUAAUAUCAUCAACACUUUAAAGUGGUGUAAUUUACAUAUAGACGAAGGUCCAGUAGAAGGUGGGCCAUAUGGUCCAUAUAGACAAUCAGACAGGAAACAUAUUUAUCAAAAGUAUGCGAAUGAGUUGUUAUCAAAAGGGCUAGCAUACAAAUGUUAUUGUUCAAAAGAACGAUUAUUGGAAUUACGUGAAUCAGCCCAGAGACUAAAACCACCAACAAAUGUCACAUAUGACCGGAAAUGCAUUCUGGAAAGUGAACACGAGGGAUUGCCAUAUGUGAUUAGGUUUAAGUCACCCAACAACUAUCCACCAUUCAGAGAUUUAUUGCACGGCGAAUUAAGUUUACAACCUCAAUAUAAUGACAAGGAUAGACGAUUUGACGAUUUUGUCAUUGUCAAGAAUGAUGGCAUGCCUACAUAUCAUUUUGCAAAUGUCAUUGAUGACCAUUUAAUGAAAAUCACUCAUGUAGUUAGAGGAGAAGAAUGGCUUCCGUCAACUCCAAAACACAUUGCAAUGUAUCAUGCAAUGGGAUGGGAGCCUCCUCAAUACAUCCACAUUCCAUUACUUACAUCCUUGAAAGAUAAGAAGUUAUCCAAAAGAAGUGGUGAUUUGAAUAUUUUGAAAUUGAAAGAUGAAGGGAUCCUCCCGGAGGCAUUAGUCAAUUUUGUGGCUUUGUUUGGGUGGUCGCCAGUGAGAAGCAACGGUGAGAAAUUUAAUGAAGUUAUGGAUUUAUCUGACAUUAUUGAAUUGUUUUCCAUUGACCAGUUAACUAAGGGCAAUGCUAAAGUGAAUGAUCUGAAGUUAUACUAUUUCAAUAAACUUCAUUUGGCCAAAAAGCUAGAGAGUGCAGAAGGAUUAGAAACUCUUGUUGAAGAGUAUUAUCCACACUUUAAACAGUUCAGUAACCAAUCCAAGGAGUAUCUUUACAAGUUGUUAAAAUUUAUGGGUCCCAAUCUUACAAGUAUCCAUGAAAUAGAAACAGAUCACCAGUAUCUUUUCCAAGAAAUUGAUUACAGCAAGGUGAAAGUACCCAAUGACCAAACAAAAAGUGUUUUAGAAUAUGUUUUGGAAAAUGGCUAUUAUGAUGCAAUUAAUAAAUUACCUCAACAAGGUAUUCCCAAAAAGAAUAUUUUCAUGAGUCUUCGGUAUGCUUUAAGUGGUGGGAAAUCAGGUUUAGCCAUCCCUCAUUUUAUAGAGUUAUUGGGUGAGAUCGAAUUCAACAGAAGAUUGAGCAAUGCUCUCAAAACUGUAAUGUAA